UUAGACCUGAUCAAACAGACUACAGAGAGGAGCACAACAGAACCAGUUUGUCUCUAAUACCUGAUCUAACAAACUACAGAGAUGUGCAUAACAGAACAGCACAGAACAGAUCAGCUCCUCUGAAAAGCACCAUCACUGGAGAGAGAGAGUUAGCUCUGGAGGAAGAUCUGUUGAUACAGAACCCUGGACUGAUACCUUCACCUAGCUCUGGAGGAAGACUGUUGAUACAGAACCCUGGACUGAUACCUUCACCUAGCUCUGGAGGAAAAUCUGUUGAUACAGAACCCUGGACUGAUACCUUCACCUAGCUCUGGAGGAAGACUGUUGAUACAGAACCCUGGACUGAUACCUUCACCUAGCUCUGGAGGAAGAUCUGUUGAUACAGAACCCUGGUGACUGAUACCUUCACCUAGCUCUGGAGGAAGACUGUUGAUACAGAACCCUGGACUGAUACCUUCACCUAGCUCUGGAGGAAGACUGUUGAUACAGAACCCUGGUGACUGAUACCUUCACCUAGCUCUGGAGGAAGACUGUUGAUACAGAACCCUGGUGACUGAUAUCUUCACCUAGCUCUGGAGGAAGACUGUUGAUACAGAACCCUGGUCUGAUACCUUCACCUAGCUCUGGAGGAAGAUCUAUUGAUACAGAACCCUGGUGACUGAUACCUUCACCUAGCUCUGGAGGAAGACUGUUGAUACAGAACCCUGGUGACUGAUAUCUUCACCUAGCUCUGGAGGAAGACUGUUGAUACAGAACCCUGGUCUGAUACCUUCACCUAGCUCUGGAGGAAGAUCUAUUGAUACAGAACCCUGGUGACUGAUACCUUCACCUAGCUCUGGAGGAAGACUGUUGAUACAGAACCCUGGUGACUGAUACUUUCACCUAGCUCUGGAGGAAGAUCUGUUGAUACAGAACCCUGGUCUGAUACCUUCACCUAGCUCUGGAGGAAGACUGUUGAUACAGAACCCUGGUCUGAUACCUUCACCUAGCUCUGGAGGAAGAUCUAUUGAUACAGAACCCUGGUGACUGAUACCUUCACCUAGCUCUGGAGGAAGACUGUUGAUACAGAACCCUGGUGACUGAUACUUUCACCUAGCUCUGGAGGAAGAUCUGUUGAUACAGAACCCUGGUGACUGAUACCUUCACCUAGCUUUGGAGGAAGAUCUGUUGAUACAGAACCCUGGACUGAUACCUUCACCUAGCUCUGGAGGAAGAUCUGUUGAUACAGAACCCUGGUGACUGAUACCUUCACCUAGCUCUGGAGGAAGAUCUGUUGAUACAGAACCCUGGUGACUGAUACCUUCACCUAGCUCUGGAGGAAGAUCUGUUGAUACAGAACCCUGACUCUGUUCUGCUGAGCGUCUACAGGACCUGGACUGUGAACAGAGGCAGAAAACAGAGACACUAACAGCAACAAGAACAGAGGGAUAACUAUAAUAGAACUGCAGCCCAGAGAACCUCAGUGGACAGGUAAUUAAACAACAGACCUUGUGUCAGAACAUUGGCAGUGCUGUUACCAUGGAGACUGGCAAGCGAGGCUUGGUGAAUGUGAUAACGCCUGGCAGCAGCUCCGUGUCAGAACAGAGAGAGAACAGCAUCAACAACAGCAUGCCACUCCGGGCUCCUCUAACCACCUUGUUCCUCCACACAGUGCCAGGCCUUUCUUCACACCCCCAGGCUCAGCCAGCUGCCUCCUUGGACUCCACGACCCUUCGUCUGUCCAUCCCUCAGCAGGGCUCCACAGACUCCCUACCCUUCCUGACUCUCCACCUACCAGCCAGGCUGCAGCUGCACCAGCAGGCCCCACAAUCAGGCCUGGGGGUGCAUGUGUCCCUGAGGGCCUCUGUGUCUGCAGCCAGACCCUCUAGGUCCGCUGGGAAGCACCUGUGUCCUCACUGCGGCCGGGACUGCAUGAAGCCCAGUGUCCUGGAGAAACACCUGCGCUGCCACACCGGGGAGCGGCCCUACCCCUGCACCACCUGCGGCAUAUCUUUCAAGACCCAGAGCAACCUCUAUAAGCACCGCCGCACACAGGCCCACGCACGCCUCAGCUCCGGGUCAGGGCAGAGGUCGCUCGGAUCUCUGGGCAGUUUACAAGGUCACUCCUCCCUGAGCAGCAUGGACACUCUGCAGGGACACCAAGCCAGUCUGCAAGGUCACUCAUCCCUGGGAUCGAUGGACAGUCUGGGCAGUCUACAGGGCCAUUCCUCAGUGAGCAGCUUGGACAGUCUACAGGGCUAUUCCUCCCUGGGCAGUCAGGACAGUCUGCAGGGACACCGUCUGCAAGGUCACCAGGACAGUCUAUUCAGUUUACAGGGUUCCAGGGAUACCCUCACCUCCAGCCCCUCUCUAGAUACCCUCAGCCAGGACCCAGGUAGUCUGGAGAAUGGCAGCUCUCUCUCUGCUACCACCACCCUCUCCCCCAGCCCUGGCCAGAGGAGUGGGACAGAAACAGACAGAGACACAGGCUGGGCCCUGCAGCAGGCUGGGUUAGAGGGUCUCCUCCUGGCUGCUGGGGGGAGCCAGAGUAUAGAGUUAUCCAAGAAGAGGAGAGAAGCGGAGGAUACGAGGGAUGAACUGAGAGAGAGCAGGAAGGAUAAAGAUCGAGAGAAUUCAGUGUUGACCCUGUCCCGCCACCUCCCGCUGCGGAGACAGCAGGCUGCCAUCUUGUCUCAGUGGGAGGGUUCUCUGGCUAGGGGGAUGGCCCAGAACCAAGACAACUUCCUGUCUAGAGGGAAGUCCCAGAGCCACGACAGCACAGACUCCGGCUACAGCGAGACCUCCAGCCCUGGGUCUGGACUAUACAACCCUGGGUCUGGCCUACACAACCACAACCCUGGGUCUGGACCACACAACCCUGGGUCUGAACUACACAACCACAAUCCUGUGUCUGGACUACACAACCCUGGGUCUGAACUACACAACCACAAUCCUGUGUCUGGACUACACAACCCUGGGUCUGGACCACACAACCACAACCCUGGGUCUGGACCACACAACCCUGGGUCUGGACCACACAACCACAACCCUGGGUCUGGACCCCACAACCCUGGGUCUGGACUACACAACCACAACCCUGGGUCUGGACCACAAAGCCACAACCCUGGGUCUGGACCCCAGCACUCUGGUUCUGGACCACACAACCCUGGGUCUGGACCACACAAAAACAACCCUGGGUCUGGACCACACAGCCCUGGGUCUGGACCACACAACCCUGGGUCUGGACCACACAAUCCUGGGUCUGGACCACACAACCACAGCAUGGAGUCAGUGGCAGAGUCUAGUAUGGAGAUACACGACCAGCAGGACACCUUCCACACACAGCCUGAUCAAACUAACACCACACACACACCCACACAGCCAGAACUCACCGUGUCUCAGCCCAGGAGCACAGUUUCAGUCCAGGCCCAGCAGAGUCUUGAAGAGAGAAUCUCCAAGCUGAUCUCAGAGAACGAUGCAGUGGUGGAGGACAAACACCUGAACACAGUCCGACCCAGGAAGACCCUCUUGUCCAAGCAGGGCAGCAUCGACCUGCCAAUGCCCUACACCUACAAAGAUUCCUUCCACUUCGAUAUGAAGACCAGCAACAGGCCUCCUACAGCCAGCGCUGGGAUGGCCUGGCAGAGAGGGGACAGGGGAGGAGGGUGGCCAGGUCUGUAUAGUUCGGUACCUACCCAGACCUCCACCAGCCUGGAGCAGGGACAUCAUGCCCCCCUGACCCGUAGUAGCUCCCUGCCCCACUGUGUGGGCCUUCAGGGUACAGUCAGAGCCAGCUCGGCCUCUCCUCACAACCCCCAUCCUCACCAAAGAGACUGGCUAUACCUGGGCCGUAAGGGCAGCUCUGGACUACUUUACCCAGUAGGCUUUGCCACCAAGUCUGUUGACCGUCGCGCAUCAGGCCACCGCGUGCUGGUCAGACAGGCGGCCGUGGACAACCUCCCGACGGACGGACCAUUGACGUUAGCAGCCAGCGACAAUGUCAUUCCCUGCUGUCUUGGCUCAGAUGGAGACGGAGGCGUGGAUGGAGAGCUGAGUAGAAAGAGUGGUAGGAAGAAGUCCCAGAAGUUUGCCUACAGUAAGUGGUACAAGUAUGGAGGAGGAGGAGGAGGGACGUUCACAAAGCUCUACAGCCCAGAGAAGGCAGCUGAUCCUGGUGUGUUGAAGGCUAAAAGGUCAUUAGCUGGUCUGGAGCCAGAGAGGGUCCUGGGGGUUCAGAGAGGCCCAGCAGUAAGCAGAGACCUGGUGACAUCACUGGUCUCAAGUAGUGCCACUGUGUGUCUUCCAUCCUGUCUCCAAGACAACCGUUCACCUGUCAAUCAUGUCCACUCAUAUCGAAUGCCCAGUCAUCUCCAUAACACACCCACUUCCUGUCUCAAACCCAGUCAUCUCCAUACCACACCCACUUCCUGUCUCACACCUGGUCAUCUUCAUACCACACCCACUUCCUCUCUCAAACAUCCCCUCCAGAGAACCCAGUCAGUCUCAAAAGAAGUGUUUUCUAACAGGACUGACUGUGUGUCUAUGACAGUGACCCACCAGGAGAAACACACCAACUGUGUGUCUCAACGAUGUGGAAGCCAUGUUCCCUCAGAGAGGAAGAAGCAGAAGAUUGAGAAUAACAUCUGUCUUCUGGAGGGAGGAGGAGGCCUACACAGCAGCAGUAAACUGAACAAACUCUCAUCCUUAGUCAGAGGUGGGAUAGCCAAGCCCUCCUCCUCCUCCUCUGAUUCAGCCAAGACCAGUUUCCUCCCUAAGUACCAGUUGAGGCUUCCUACAGACUCAGGGCCUACGGGCCUCACCCAAACACAACCUAGAGGCCCUUUCAGGGUUUCAUCAGUCACAGGCGUAGGACAGGGUCAGGGCAGGUUUGCUACACCUGUGACAGCUUUAAAUCAAAGCCAGUCUGCUACACCUGUGACAGCUUUAGAUCAAAGCCAGUCUGCUACACCUGUGACAGCUUUAGAUCAAAGCCAGUCUGCUACACCUGUGACAGCUUUAGAUCAAAGCCAGUCUGCUACACCUGUGACAGCUUUAGAUCAAAGCCAGUCUGCUACACCUGUGACAGCUUUAGAUCAAAGCCAGUCUGCUACACCUGUGACAGCUUUAGAUCAAAGCCAGUCUGCAACACCUGUGACAGCUCUAGAUCAAAGCCAGUCUGCUACACCUGUGACAGAUCUAGAUCAAAGCCAGUCUGCUACACCUGUGACAGAUCUAGAUCAAAGCCAGUCUGCUACACCUGUGACAGCUUUAGAUCAAAGCCAGUCUGCUACACCUGUGACAGCUCUAGAUCAAAGCCAGUCUGCUACACCUGUGACAGCUUUAGAUCAAAGCCAGUCUGCUACACCUGUGACAGCUCUAGAUCAAAGCCAGUCUGCUACACCUGUGACAGAUCUAGAUCAAAGCCAGUCUGCUACACCUGUGACAGCUCUAGUUCAAAGCCAGUCUGCUACACCUGUGACAGAUCGAGAUCAAAGCCAGUCUGGUACACCUGUGACAGAUCUAGAUCAAAGCCAUUCUGCUACACCUGUGACAGAUCUAGAUCAAAGCCAGUCUGCUACACCUGUGACAGCUCUAGAUCAAAGCCAGUUUGCUACACCUGUGACAGAUCUAGUUCAAAGCCAGUCUGCUACACCUGUGACAGAUCUAGAUCAAAGCCAGUUUGCUACACCUGUGACAGAUCUAGAUCAAAGCCAGUUUGCUACCAUCACAGCCACAGCGGUGAAGCAAUCUGCCACACCACCCACAGCCUUAGUACAGAGCAUGCCGUGGAAAACAUCAGUACACGGUCAGUGCCCUACAGCCAACACCACUUCCACAACAACCCUCCACCCUGCUCUCACAGUAGCAGACCAUGUCAACCCUCUAACUUAUGUUACAACAGAGGUUAACCCUCCGUGUCAUAAGAUAACAGCUUUAGCAUGCCAUACCAUACCCUUCACCAAAACACAGUCAUCACCAUACCAUACAUCAGUAGCAUACCCUGCUAUACCAUUCACUGUUAGUCACAGCAGCCAGUCAGAGGGUCAGAAAGUGUUCCACGUGAGGACAGCGGACCUCCACAUCUGUCUCCAGCUCAUCUCAGACGAACAGCUGGCGCUCAUACAGCCUCAGAUAGAACGACAGGAUACAACAUCAGAGCCUCAGAUAGAGAAGCAGGAUAUGACAUCAGAGACAGGGCCUUCUCAUGGUGGCGUCCAUGGAGUGAUGGGAGUAGCGGUGGAUCCACUAGGAACCACAAUGAAAAAUGAAGCGCUCCAAACCAGCUCAUGUAUUCUACCUGACGCUGAAACACAGGGGGGGACAGCAAAGCAUGUGACACAGGAAGUCACUGGAACUUUGAAUCCAGUAGAACCUUCUUCAUCACAACAUGAGAACAACAGAGGUUUCUCUGGCGAUAAAGAGGGGCAGCAUUCAGCAGCAGUAUGUUGUCAUGACCUGGACCAUCCCUCAACAGACACCCUCUGUAGUCCUGGAACUCCUCUCACUCGGACGGACAGAUCAGACAUGACGGAAGCUGCUCCUCUAACCAACACAGAGCAGCAACUGUCUCGUAAUGGCUAUGUUUCACUUGAACCACCUGACCCAGGACUAUCUUUCCAGAACCACCCAGACACCAACACCGUCCUAGAGACUACUGGACUAUCUUUCCAGAACCACCCAGACACCAACACCGUCCUAGAGACUAGAGGACUACCUUUCCAGAACCACCCAGACACCAACACCGUCCUAGAGACUAGAGGACUAUCUUUCCAGAACCACCCAGACACCAACACCGUCCUAGAGACUACAGGACUAUCUUUCCAGAACCACCCAGACACCAACACCGUCCUAGAGACUACAGGACUACCUUUCCAGAACCACCCAGACACCAACACCGUCCUAGAGACUACAGGACUACCUUUCCAGAACCACCCAGACACCAACACCGUCCUAGAGACUACAGGACUACCUUUCCAGAACCACCCAGACACCAACACCGUCCUAGAGACUACAGGACUAUCUUUCCAGAACCACCCAGACACCAACACUGUCCUAGAGACUACAGGAGUAUAUCCUCAGAACCACCCAGACUCCAACACCUUCCAAGAUACUAUAGGGCUAUAUCCUCAGAUCCACCCAGAUUCUGUCAACAUGACUCCAGCUCUGCCUCACAACCGGGGUGCCCAGUCUAGAACUCUCCAGAACCACCCAGACACCAACACAGUCACAAUGCUUCUUCAGAACCACAUAGACACUAGCAAUGUGACUCCAGCUCUG
Messenger RNA from Oncorhynchus keta (chum salmon), 7257 nucleotides. RefSeq names its product zinc finger protein 831 (gene znf831). The record is from RefSeq and is a predicted model, not a curated record. NCBI's taxonomy places the organism in Eukaryota, Metazoa, Chordata, Actinopteri, Salmoniformes, Salmonidae. The annotation marks the transcript as partial. The transcript is spliced from 2 exons.